Pyricularia pennisetigena is the source of this 450-nucleotide messenger RNA. RefSeq lists its product as uncharacterized. Gene Ontology annotation, cellular component: ribosome; cytosolic large ribosomal subunit. The transcript has 5 exons. NCBI's taxonomy places the organism in Eukaryota, Fungi, Ascomycota, Sordariomycetes, Magnaporthales, Pyriculariaceae. Gene Ontology annotation, molecular function: RNA binding; structural constituent of ribosome. The record is from RefSeq and is a predicted model, not a curated record. Gene Ontology annotation, biological process: translation. The coding region runs from base 1 to 450 and encodes 149 amino acids.
AUGUUGGCUGGCGUAGAGACCUUAUGCUUCGACAGCCUCGACGCCAGCACAACCACGGUGGGAGCAAGGGCUCAAUUGUUGCAACCCUUGGAAUUUUAUCGCCAUCAAGACGACAACGACAAUCGACAAACAUCGCCCCUCCAGCCGCCCAACAAGGUUUGUAAGAGAGCGAAGGGUACCUCCAGCUUCGGAAAGCGCCACAACAAGUCGCACACUCUGUGCCGUCGUUGCGGUCGCCGCUCCCUCCACAUCCAGAAGCACACCUGCGCUUCGUGCGGAUACCCUGCUGCUAAGACCCGGAAGUACAACUGGAGCGAGAAGGCCAAGCGGAGAAAGACCACCGGUACCGGCCGCAUGCGAUACCUCAGCACCGUCACCCGCAAGUUCAAGAACGACUUCCAGACCGGCACCCCCAAGGGCUCGCGCGGCAUCAACAACGUCACGGCAUAA